CAAUUUCUCUCUCACUGUCCCCACAGCAUCUAAUUUAUUUUUGAAAAAUGGAAUAUAUAGCAUUGCUCUAUGCAUUCAGUAAACACCUUGUUUGGUCUGCAAUUAAAGAGCUGCUGGUGGCUUGGAAUGCCCCUUUAAUAAGUAACAGCAGCCUGAGGGGCUUGAGCAGGUGGCCAGAGCAGCAGUGGAGAAGUCAAGGUGAGGCCUUAUGGAGCCACCCCCUGCAGCUCAUAGGUUGCCUCAGUAAAGGCUUUUUGAAAGCUUUGAGACACAGCAGCAUGGAUGUCAGAAAUUCUGUGUGCAUUCCAUUUUCUUUUUUGCUUUGCAUGCUGAAUGACAGCUUGCUUUUAGUUUUUAUUUUCUCUUUUCUGCAUUGCCUUGUACUCUGUUAUUUCAUCUUUCCAUUACUGUCUGUUGCCUAUUUCCCUCUUUUUCCUUUAAACCUUCCUUCCUUCCUUUAGUCCUCUUUUUCUUCCUUUCCUUUCCCCUUUUUCUUCCUCUUCUCUCUCUUUUCAUUAUUCCCAUUGUUUUAUAUUCCCAGAGCAGAGGUAUAGACUAGAGAGAAGAUAUAUUUGUGUCUGUGAAAUUUUUGUGUGUAUGAUCUGCAGUACAGUCUGUAUAGGUUUAUUCAGAAAUAAAUAGAAAUAAGAAAUAAUAAAAAAUCAUUUAUGUAAGUUGAGAGAGGGAGAAGUGGGCUGGUCUCUGCCAAGAGGUGGAGUGUGCCACAGCCUCACCAGUUUGCUUUACUUAAAAUGGGAGUUAAGUUGGAGCAGAAAUCUGAGUUCAAAGUGAUUUUGUGUUUUAGGACUCAGAGCUUACUCCGUAUUGCCCUUGCCCCUGAGCCUCACCAGCUUGCCUUCUGAGAAAUAGAUGUUUUUAGUGUUACCAUACCUACUAUGGCAGCCAUUUAGUGAAUGAGCUUGUGUUCCUAUUGAAGUCACUUUGUGACAGCCCCAAUGACACUCUUGCACAGUUGAAAAUAUACCCAACAUUAAGAAAAAAAAAACCCCUAGUAUGAGAGAGAAAAAGAAAACGUAUGUAUAGAAGGAAAGAGGAAGACAUACUGAUUUUCAUAGAAGUGUUAUCAAAUGAAUUAAAAAUACCAGGAGGUGGAUAGAUAUUUGCCUUUGGUGUUUGCAGUUCUGGUUCUACAGUGAACAGUAUCAAGCAACUGGAGGUCCUUAAUUUGUCUUGUAUAAAAUGGAUGAUCAUUCUAAUUAUCAUAAUUAGUGUUUUCCUGACAGAGUGCCUUAAUUUACUAUAACAUUUAACAGUAUUUAACUAUUAAAACCCAAGCUUUUCACCUUCCAUGGCAUUUCACAAAUAGAUGAGAAAGUUUAAGGUAAGUUUGGCUUUAAUUAAUGUUACUCUUUCACCUAGUACCUUUUCUCCAAAUGCUAGAAUUUAAUUUAACUGGAAGUAGGAUGGAGUUUCUAUACCUGCUGAUCCAGAGCAGUAUCUCUCAUAUUUGCAAACACUGUGUAGAAGUUUUGGAGGUGGAGACAAAGAAGACAGGAACUAAAUCAUAUGAUGAUGUUUGUUUGGCAAGUGUUUGAGGUCUGAGUAGCGAAACCAACUGCUUACUAUUUUGGGUGAAUGAGGUUAGCUGUUGCUGCAAGUAGCUUCAUGAAAGAAUCUAUCCAUCUGUCAGUGUGCACAGUUGUGGAGAACGAGGCUGAGAUCUCUCUAGCCCCUUACUAUGUGCAUGCACAUAGAGGAUGAAAAGCUUUUCUGUGUCUGAACAUAGUACUGAUAAAACAUCUUUUUUUACCUGAAGCUCUUUGGUUUUGGUUUUUGGAUGUCAGCUCUCCUAGAUGUGUCUGCCUCUGGUGUUUGCUUGACUCCAGCGUGAGCUCAGCUUCAAGCUGCAAACUGGCACCCAAGAAUAAGGGAUCAACAGGACAUUGCGAGAGACCUAUACUGGCCCUUUUCUGAGGAUUAAACAGUGGUCCCUAGGCCUGAGGGGACAUUUUGUUUGUGGGAUUUCUUCCAGCAUGUUGGACAAAACCAAAACCCUUCAGCCCUCAUAUGGUGGGAUUGUACCAUUUGCAGAGAUUGUAUCGAAGGAAGGAAAUAAUGUGGGAUUGGGUCAGGAUUCUUACCACAACUUACGAGAAGUACUGCAGUUGAAGCUCCAGCAGCGACGGACUCGUGAGGAGCUGGUUAGCCAAGGGAUCAUGCCUCCACUGAAAAGUCCAGCUGCAUUUCAUGAACAGAGAAGAAGUUUGGAACGGGCCAGGACAGAGGACUACUUAAAGCGGAAGAUCCGGUCUCGACCAGAGAGAUCAGAGUUGGUGAGGAUGCACAUUUUGGAAGAGACUUCUGCUGAACCUUCCCUUCAGGCCAAACAGCUGAAGUUGAAGCGGGCCAGGCUUGCUGAUGAUCUCAAUGAGAAGAUUGCUCAGCGGCCAGGUCCCAUGGAGUUGGUAGAGAAGAACAUUUUGCCAGUGGAAUCUAGUCUGAAGGAAGCCAUCAUCGUAGGUCAAGUGAACUACCCAAAGGUAGCAGAUAAUUCCUCCUUUGAUGAGGACAGCAGUGAUGCUCUGUCCCCGGAACAGCCAGCCAGCCAUGAAUCCCAGGGAUCUGUCCCAUCCCCAAUGGAAGCUCGAGUUGGGGAGGCACUCCCUACCCCUCCUGUGGCAUCCCCUGCUCAGGUUGUGUGUCAGUUAAGGGUUAGUGCAGAUUCCAGUGAGAUGCCUUUUCUGCCUGAGCAGACCCCACCUUCCUUGCAACUGCUGCCACCUUCGGUGCCUCCCAGUCUCACCAAUGGAAUUGCUACUCCUGUUGCCAAACCACUUCCAACCCUAAUAAAGCAAAGCCAGUCCAAGUCCUCAUGUGAGAAGUCCCAGCGCAGCAAAAAAUCUAAGGAACCAAAACCAAAAGUGAAGAAGCUGAAAUAUCACCAGUAUAUUCCACCGGACCAAAAGCAGGACAAAGGAGCUCCUCCCAUGGAUUCAUCUUAUGCCAAAAUCCUGCAGCAACAGCAGCUCUUCUUGCAGCUCCAGAUCCUCAAUCAGCAACAGCAACAGCAUUACAACUAUCAAACCAUCUUACCUGCUCCACCAAAGCCUCCAGGGGAGCAGCAGAGUGGCAGUACUGGCCCACCCAUGCGUACUCUCUCCACUGCUGCCAGCAGCUCCUCUUCUGUCACUUCCAGUUCUAAUGGGCUGAUGCGGCAAAACAGCAAUGCUCCAGUGUGCAAACCAGGAAGUCUGCCUACUAAUCUCGAUGACAUGAAGGUAGCAGAGCUGAAGCAAGAGUUGAAGUUGAGGUCACUACCUGUGUCAGGUACCAAGACAGAUCUAAUUGAGCGGCUGAAGGCUUACCAAGAGCAGAAUGGUGCAAAUGGCCGAGCAGUCAGCACUCCGAAACCCAAUACAGCAAUUCUUCCAAAGACCGCUGAAGUGGUGGUAGCCUUCCCAGCCACCAGGCUAAGUACUGGGCCUGCACUAGUCAGUGCAGGCAUGACUUCAGCAGAAGUUGUUGUGGCCACAGUCACGGGUAAUGGUGUGAUGAAGUUUGGUAGCACGGGCUCAACUCCUCCUGUUUCUCCUACCCCUUCUGAGCGUUCACUGAUAAGUGCUGGAGAUGAGAAUUCAACCAAUGGGGACGCCUUUGGGGAGAUGGUGACAUCUCCUCUGACCCAGCUCACUCUGCAAGCAUCACCAGUGCAAUUUCUAGUGAAAGAAGAGAGUUCCAAAGGCAGCACUUGUACCACAAAUCUCAUGGUAAGGGCAGACCCCUGUGUCAGUAACACCAACAGACAAGAUAUGGAGGUCCAGGAUAAAGAUCAGAUGUUGCAGGAGAAAGAUAAGCAGAUUGAGGAACUCACACGCAUGCUGAAACAAAAGCAACAGCUGGUAGAGAUGCUGAAGCUGCAACUGGAGAGAGAAAAACGGUCUCAGCAGCCACCUUCGGCCGUGACUUUUGGAGAAGAGGGCCCAGCUGAAGUCUCUGAGCUACCAUCAUUUAGUACCCACGUUAAGAGUGAAAAUGGCUUUGUGAGUUGCCAGUCUACAGGGCAUCCCACCUGCCAAACUGACCAAUUAAAACCCACACAGACCAGUAGCCAAAUGGACACCUUAGAAGCAAGUUCAGUGCCAAAGAAAGCAGUAAUGGUGAAGCAGGAGAUGCCAGCUGCUGAAACUGAGCCAUCAUGCCAGACCUCAAGUUUUUUCCAUGGCCAGCAAAGUGGAGGCUUCAGUGAACUCAUCAAAGGAGCCCCUCCUCCUACCCUCAUCACAGAUUCCACUGGCACUCACAUAGUGCUCACAGUGACCAAUCAGAAUGCUGAGAGGCAGCACCUCUCAGCUCUGGAAAAAGUGGGGAAUGGCUCAUUGCCACUGAAGAGAGUGUCAUCUCCACAAGCAAAAGCAUCUAAUCAACCUGUAAGCAGCUCCCAGACUUCUCUGCAGCAGCCAGCAAGUGAACCUAUGAAGAAGGGUCAGAAGCUAGGCCUGCAGAUGGUCACAGGGCAGCUGCCUCAAACGGUCUUGUCCUUUUCUGCACCCCCCAACUUGCAGCCCUUCUUCCUGAAUGGUUUCCACAAAGGACCCCUGAAAACAAGUGUUCCCGGCAAAACUGGCCAGUCCAGUGUGCCAAAAAAGCUGCUUUCACAGCCAGGUUCUCCAACUCCUCCCUCUCCAUCCCAAAUGGACCUUGAGCCGCAGAACUUCCUUGGUACUCCACCACCUCUAACACUGCCUGCUUCCUCAGUGUUGAUGAAAGAACCACCAGGUUAUGAAGAGGCUGUGAAGCAACAACCGAAGCCUGCUGAGGAGAAUGGCUGUUCAAGUCAGCAAAUGGAUGACCUGUUUGACAUUUUAAUUGAACAUGGAGAAAUUUCAGCUCAGUUCAAGGAGCAAUCUUCCCCUGCUAGGAAAGAUACUAUUUCCCUAGGAUGCCCUUCUCCGUCCAACAGCCAUCAUUCCUCAGAGCUCCCCCUGCAGUUGUCCAUGGGCCACACCAACUCUUUAAAUCCCAGCCCAGCAGGUAGGCUGGAAGACUUCUUGGAAAGCAGCACUGGCCUCCCCUUGCUAACAGCUGGCCCUGAUGGACCUGAGCCUCUGUCUCUAAUUGACCUCUACAGUGAGAUGCUAAGCAGUUCAGCUAUCCUGGACCACCCAUCUUCCCCUAUGGACACAUCAGAAUUGCACUUUGCUCCUGAGCCUACUGGGGGACCAAGUUUGGACCUGGCAGAGGCUAACCUGGACAGUAUGGAUUGGUUGGAGCUGUCAGGAGGGCCAGUGAUGAGCCUAACCCCCCUCAGUACUGCAACACCUAGCCUCUUCUCUACAGACUCCCUGGAUGGACAUGAUCUGCAGCUAUGGGGGGGUAUAGAAAUGAAAUAAAUAAUAUUAAUAA
Molecule: messenger RNA, 5364 nt
Organism: Varanus komodoensis (Komodo dragon)
Lineage: Eukaryota; Metazoa; Chordata; Lepidosauria; Squamata; Varanidae
Gene: MRTFA
Product: myocardin related transcription factor A
Exons: 15
Coding region: 1995-5351 (1118 amino acids)
Biological process (GO): smooth muscle cell differentiation
Source: RefSeq, a predicted model, not a curated record